AUGGAGAAUACCGCAAAGCCUCAAAGUUACAGGUAUUUAAACUAUGAUAAUGAGAUGACAAAAAGAUCUUUUAGAAAAUCUGAAGAUGACGAAUUCGAACCUGUUACAACGUUUCCAAUGCAGAAUACCAGUGUGAAAAAUAUUAAUUGUGAUGAUUUCUCUAAGUACGCCAUUAAUUGCACUGUUGAUGCUGCCAUGAUAUACAACUCCAGUAAAAUGGCACCGCCGUUACCAUCGAAAAUAAGUGACUGGUGUAGAGCAAUAAAGCACUUAACAAACUGCGCUAUAGAUUGGAACGCUGAUUGUUCCGACGUGACUGAAAGCCACUUCAAUGAAGAGAGCAUAAAGGGUCACAUCCACAUCGUCAAUAACAUCUGCGAUGAUGAGUGGUUUUUGAUACGGUACGAAGAGCUGCCGCUUUGCGUAGAAAGCUCGACAGAUUCCUGGGAGUCUUGCUAUAUUGCCUUCAAGAAUGCGGUUGAAGAACAGAUAAAUACAACUCAAGAAUGGACGCAUUACUCUGUACAUUUCGAACUUUGUUGUGCAAGAGCCCGCUUUCGACAUUGCACCCUCGAGUCUCUAUUCGUGAAGCCCACCCUUUGUACUCACGAGCAAGCGCUCACUUUGCAGAAGUUCUCAGUCAUUGUGUCCGAAGGUGCAGUAUAUCAGGAUUGCGAACGUAACAUGAUGUACGCAAACUGUCCGGGUGGAGACCCUCGCCCUACGACUACUUUGUUGAAACGUCUGAUGAGCGCCGAAACCCUUACCUCCGCUUUAAAGCGUGAGCCCGCUCCACGCACACCGAUCCUGAAAUCACCGGUCUGGUCGACGAUCAGCCUCCGCCAGGAGCCCGCACCAGCUGGGUCUAACUCACCACCAUCAACAAGAGAACAUUCUAGAUUCCUGCUAUUUCCAUUUCCCACGACGGAGAGUCAUCGUGUCAUCGAUUCCGUCCGCCAGCCGCCACGAGUG
This is a messenger RNA of Brenthis ino (lesser marbled fritillary), 972 nucleotides long. Lineage: Eukaryota; Metazoa; Arthropoda; Insecta; Lepidoptera; Nymphalidae. The record is from the annotation of a GenBank genome assembly.